This is a messenger RNA of Rosa rugosa (rugosa rose), 1665 nucleotides long. RefSeq lists its product as uncharacterized. Gene Ontology annotation, biological process: ubiquitin-dependent protein catabolic process. Gene Ontology annotation, molecular function: ubiquitin-like protein conjugating enzyme binding; ubiquitin protein ligase activity. The transcript is spliced from 3 exons. NCBI's taxonomy places the organism in Eukaryota, Viridiplantae, Streptophyta, Magnoliopsida, Rosales, Rosaceae. The coding region runs from base 233 to 874 and encodes 213 amino acids. The record is from RefSeq and is a predicted model, not a curated record. Gene Ontology annotation, cellular component: endoplasmic reticulum.
ACAACACCAGCCCGCCAGCGUGGAAUUAGGAUCGUAAACACAAAUUCAAUUCGGAAAAACCUGGAAUCUUCUUCUUCUUCCUUCCUUCUUCGACUUCCCCAUCAUUACAGAGACUUUCUCGCUUCUAUUUUUAGCAGCCCAGGCUUUUCUACUGCUAUCCUCCUCCCUCCUCCUCUGCUGCGUCCCAAUCAAAUUUCAAGGUUUGCGAUUUUGAAGUUUUCUGGGUGCAGGGAUGGCAAGUGGUUUUGGGGAAUCAACAAGCGUGCCGCCCCAAAGCCAGUCUUGCUCGGGGAAUAAUGCCAAUGAUGCAGGGGAUUUCGAGUGCAACAUCUGCUUCGAAUUGGCGCAAGAUCCAAUCAUAACUCUUUGCGGUCAUCUCUUCUGCUGGCCUUGUCUCUACAGAUGGCUCCACCAUCACUCACAUUGCCAAGAAUGCCCGGUGUGCAAGGCCCUCGUACAGGAAGACAAGUUGGUUCCUCUUUAUGGCAGGGGCAAGACACAGACUGAUCCAAGAUCAAAAUCGUAUCCGGGUAUCAAUAUUCCUAAUCGCCCUGCUGGGCAGAGGCCUGAGACUGCUCCUCCCCAGGAGAACAAUCAGUUUCCCAAUUACAGCUUUGGGUUUAUGGGAGGAUUUAUGCCAACGGCAACUGCCAGGAUUGGUAACUUCACUUUGGCCACUGCAUUUGGUGGUCUGAUACCCUCAUUGCUUAAUAUUCAUUAUCAUGGGUUUCCAGAUGCUACUGUAUAUGGAACAACUUCUGGUUUUCCUUACGGGUUCAGCAGUUCAUUUCAUGGGGGCCAUGCCCAUGGGUUCCCUCAGCCAGCAACUCAAAGGCAGCAGCUGCUGUUUGUAUUGGCAUUGAUGACGGUAUAGAGGAUGGUACAUUAAGAGUUGCUCCUGUGGCAUAAACUCGUUGUUAUUUCUGGUUCUUGGUUUAUCUGGUUAUACCCUUAAAUGGAAAGAAAACUUCUCUCUCAUGGAUGCUGCCAGAACAAGGUCAGGUCCCUAACAGUUGGGGAAGAGCAUACAUUGCAUUCUGAAGUGAAGUGAUAAAUGCUUGUAAAGUAGUUUCCUUGCCUAGUUUGAUAUUGGUGUUGUGAUUUAGAAGCACAACUGAUGUAUGGCUUGGUUUCAAAUUUGAAUUUUUGAAUGCGACCUGUACUUGGCGUUGUAACUAAUGCAACCCUCCGAAUAUAAGCUGCCUUGAGAUCUGAGAUGUCCUGUCCUUGUAAGUAGUGUGCAAGCAAUGCUAAUAAUUCUUUUGCUUUAAGCUGGAUUUGGAUGCUGACAGUAGUACUCUUCGCAUGGCUAUCAGAAAGGAAACAUAUCAAGCAUCUUCACCACCAAAUCAAAUCAAAGAGAGGAUUUCUAUAAGAAACUCUAAUUUUGCUCAUUUGAUCUCUGUAUCUUUUGAAUUAUUGAAUUACAUAUAUAUCCUUUUGUAAAAUGACAAUUAUAGACAAUGAAUUAUAAUCAACUUGUUCAAGUAAAACCCUAAUUUGUGUUUGGCUCAAACUCUAGGUUAUUUGACCUAGUGGUAAUAGGAUUUAAUUAGAAGAAUCUAGAGAUUAUCUUUCCUUGUAUGAUUUAGACUCUAUGCAUUGUAAUCCUCUAUAUAAAGAGGCAUCUAUUAUCAAUGAGAAUACACAGCGAUUUUCUCUCAA